Necator americanus (New World hookworm) is the source of this 1833-nucleotide messenger RNA. RefSeq lists its product as uncharacterized. The record is from RefSeq and is a predicted model, not a curated record. Gene Ontology annotation, molecular function: translation initiation factor activity; tRNA binding; ribosome binding. Gene Ontology annotation, cellular component: cytosolic small ribosomal subunit. Bases 1 to 1833 code for a protein of 610 amino acids. Gene Ontology annotation, biological process: translational initiation. The transcript has 15 exons. NCBI's taxonomy places the organism in Eukaryota, Metazoa, Nematoda, Chromadorea, Rhabditida, Ancylostomatidae.
AUGAUGCUGAUGGAGCCUGUACCUUCCUUCCUCCAGCCCUCUCUCCUUCUAAAUGAUAUAAAGUCUUUGAGUAUAAUAUACCACAGUCAAAAGAUUACAAUGGGGGACAACCUAAUCUACUCAGUACGGAGGACUAGUGGUCUGUCUUUGAUGCGUGGACUGGGAACCGACUCAACAGUUCUUUUCGAGAUACCAAAGGAGAAUCCUUGUACUGUUUUCCAGUUCAGUAAUGACGGGCAUAUUUUCGCUUACUGUGAUUCGAAAAGAACCCGUGCUUUCCAAAUAGCAACUGGAAAGGAUGUGAUCAGUGUUGACUUGAAAAGAACUAAGUGUAUUCUCUUCUCACCACGUGACACUCAUAUGAUAACUUUUGAACCGUACACUAUUUACGGUCAGAAGACGUGUCCUACCCAAAAGCCUGAUCCGAACAUGAGAGUUUAUAAUCUUUUGGAGGGCAAACAUGUGACUACAACAGUUGCCGCCAGAGAGGCAACGUGGAUGCCGCAGUUUACUGAUGAUGAAAGUGUAGCUGUUCGUCUUGUUGGUUGUGAACUUCUAAUUUAUAGCGGCUGUCACUUAGAACACUAUGACCGGAAGCUUAUUGUACCGAGUAUUACCGCUUUCGCAGUCAGUUCCGGUAACACCCCUCACCACGUAGCCUGCUAUACUCCAGCUAUCGGUUCUACUCCAGGACGUGUACAGAUUCGAAGUCUUGAAGCUCCAUUUGCUGUCGUUGCCGCAAAAAAUUUCUUCAAAUCAGAAAAAGCUACCCUUCUUUGGAACUGCAAAGGAAAUGCUCUUAUUGUGUUAUCCAGCAGUGAAAUAGAUACGUCAAACCAGUCGUAUUACGGUGAACAGCAUAUAUAUCUUCUGAAUUUGACCACUCAAGACUCUUUUCAAGUAACCGUGCGAAAGCAGGGCCCUAUUCAUGCAGCGAAGUGGAAUCCAAGUGGAAGAGAAUUCUGUGUGUGCCAUGGAUUCAUGCCAGCUAUGGUAACCUUGUACAAUCUUCGCGGAGACGAAACGUUCCAUACAAAUGAAGGGCCUCACAAUGACGUUUCCUACAAUGCAUUUGGAAAUGUGCUAUUAAUUUGCGGUUUCGGCAACCUUGGGAAAGGGAAAAUGGAAUUUUGGGAUGUAGAAAAAAAAAAACAAGUUGCUGCGAUUGAAGUUCCGAACACCACAUUAUUCGAAUGGGCUCCUGAUGGUCAGCACUUUGUAACCGCUACCACAACGCCUCGUCUUCGCAUGGAUAAUGGUUACAGUCAAGUAUUCGGCACUGAAGCCCCUUCUGAGCGGUCUGUGCGCACCUGGUUCCAGCUCUUCAAAGCUGGAAACAAGAAACUCGAAGAUGAGCCUCGCUCUGGUCGACCGACUGCAAUAUCGUUCGACGAACUGAAGAAUCUGGCGCAGCAGCAUCCAUAUGAAGUGGCUCCCUCAUGCACUGAGCGACGGCAACCGCCAAAAACACCUGGACAUCUGCACUCAGCUGCUCUCCAGAAGCCGCAGAUUCGAGUGGCUGGACACCAUUGUAACUGGAGAUUAAAAAUGGGUCCUUUAAGUCAACCACGCCCACAAACGUGCGUGGUGCGCUGCGAUGAAAUGCCGGAUAAUUUCUUGAAAGGUGAAAUCCAUGAGAAGGUCAUGCUGAGCGUCUGGCGGGUAGUUCAUGGAACCUACCGUUUCGAACUGCUGCCGGACAACACAUCAGUUACUGCCGAGGUCUAUUACGCUCAAAUGCAAAGACUGGCCGACAAGAUCUGCAAGGAGCACCCGAAGCUCGACAUCGUUCGCCUGCUGCACGAUAACGCGCGGCCUCACAUCGCGAAGUAG